This is a messenger RNA of Aspergillus clavatus NRRL 1, 1236 nucleotides long. RefSeq names its product SMP-30/gluconolactonase/LRE family protein. Bases 1 to 1236 code for a protein of 411 amino acids. The record is from RefSeq and is a predicted model, not a curated record. Lineage: Eukaryota; Fungi; Ascomycota; Eurotiomycetes; Eurotiales; Aspergillaceae. The transcript is spliced from 4 exons.
AUGUAUUUCUCUCCCUUAGCGUCAUGUUUGCUCUUCGCCAGAUUGGCUCGUACACAAACCGGCGUUAUCGAUCCCAUCUCUGAACAAUGCGGUCCCUCCGUUGUGUGUGUCAAGCACUACGCAAAUGUACUUCCAAAUCACUUCUACCGGAAUCUAUCCACUAUACAGGUCGCCACCUCAUUUGGUGACACGACAGUUGCCAACGGCACUGUCUUGCAAGAUAUCAAAUCAGCCGACUUCGUUGUGUAUGAUCAAGAGCGAGGCCUGGAAAUCCUAGGGUCCAAUCCAAGCUAUGAAUAUAUGUUUGCUGUCUCAGAUGCUGUCCAUGAGGCCCCAGUUUACGUUGCAUCGCAAAACAAGCUGUACUUGUCUCAGCUGGCUCCUCCUGCAGGCUAUCUACCACAGCUUGUAAUUGAUCUGAAUCAAGAUCCACCUACUCUAUCCGAAUUCCUCUCCGAUCCCCCAGUGUACGCUCCCAAUGGCGGCACAUUCUACAAUGGCCAGGUCAUUUGGGGAGCUUCCGGGGGUAAUCGCUCGAUUGGCGGCUUGGAACAGCGGGUAGGAUUGAAAACACUGGAUCCUGAAACCAACAAGACGGUCACUCUGCUCAAUAACUAUUAUGGUUAUUACUUCAACAACAUCAACGACCUCUCAGUACACAAGGAGACAGGAGACAUUUGGUUCACGGAUCCUCAGUACUCAUGGUUUAACAAACUCACCGAUACACCUCCUCAGCUCCCAUCCGCUACUUACCGAUAUAAUCCAUCGUCGGGUGCUGUGUUCGUUGUUGAAGACACUCUUAGCCAGCCCAAUGGGAUUGCAUUCAACCCAGAUUACUCUAUCGUGUAUAUCGGCGACUCUGGGGCAGUGAGUGGGCCAGUUGAUCCUAGCUUCGGCCAGCCUGGGACAUCUUACAAUGCGACGGGUCGCAGGGCCAUUUAUGCUUAUGAUCUGAUUGAAGACGGGACUAUGGCUAUCAACAAACGACCCAUCUAUUUGUCUGCAGGAUAUGUCCCGGAUGGCCUCAAGGUUGCUGCCAAUGGCUACAUCUUGACCGGUAAUGGGCGAGGUGUAGAUGUCCUCGAUCCUCGUGGUCAGCUUCUGUUGACUGUUCAAACCAACUACACUGUGCAAAACUUUGCGUGGACCGGUCCUGAACUUAAAACGAUUUGGAUGAUGGGCUCCGGGGGUAUUUCCAAAGUGGAAUGGAACCUUGAGGGUCAGGAGCUAAAGUAA